CGAGAGACAGACUUGCCUUUUUCUCUUCUUGAAAAAACAAGAAGCUCAAUAGUCAUGGCGGUUCACCUGAACUGGUCUCUACCGACUCAGUCUUCCCUCGCUUUCCUCCAUCGGACCUUCCACAAAGCUCCGGCUCCGCCUAGACUCCUCUCCAUCGUAUCUCAGAAGCUCAGCUCCGGUUCUGGAGAUCCAUUUCUUUCUAAUGCGUCCGGGUUCGGACCUAGGAAAUCCGCGAAUUUGGAUCGUCCAGAAGCUUCGAUCGGAUCUUCUGGUUCCUCUUCGUCUUCUUCAUCGUCGUCUUCGGUUAUUGAUUUCCUCACAUUGUGUCAUCGGCUCAAGACAAUAAAAAGGAAGGGAUGGAUCAAUCAUGAGAGGCGACUUCCAGAGCCUAUUGCUCAUCAUAUUUACCGCUUGAUGGCAUUGAUUGCUGGUGACCUUCAUGGUGUGAACAGGGAAAGGUGUAUUAAGAUAACAGUCAUGCAUGAUAUUAUAGAAGUGCUAUCUGAUGGUAAUCCUAAAAAAGAAAAGAGCAGACAGGAGUGGGCAGCUUUAAAGGAAAUAUAUGAACUUAUUGGUGGAGAGAUUAGAGUUGAAGAGUUUAAAGAACUUUGGGAGGAGUAUGAAAAUAACUCUUCCUUAGAGGCUAAUCUUGUAAAAGAUUUUGAAAAAGCUGAACUGAUUUUGCAAGCACUGGAAUAUGAAAUGGAAUAUGGUAAGGUGCUGGAUGAGUUUUUCCUUUUAACUGCAGGAAUGUUUCAGACUGAAAUAGGAAAAAGUUGGGCAGCUGAGAUCACUUCAAGGAGAUAUCGAUGGAAUAUGGGAGGAUAAAUAAUUGGACUUGCACUCCAAAGCAAUUGAAACAUGGUUUUAUGAUCAGCAACCAAACUACUGAAAAUAUCAGAUCUUUGAAAUUCGAGCACAUAGGGGUAUCAUAUCCUGUUGUAGUAGCACAGUACAGGUGAUGUUCUCUUUUCCUUUUUGUCUUCCCUGUUAUCCUUCCAUUGAUCAAAGAUGGUGUCACUUUAAUGAGCGUUUUGUACUUUAACAUGAUAGCAGUGGGAAUUUUCAUAUCCUUACAUUGAUCGAAGAUGGUGUCACUUUAAUGGGUGUUUUGUACUUCAACAUGAUAGCAGUGGGAAUCUUCAUUCUACUUC
Messenger RNA from Vitis riparia (riverbank grape), 1154 nucleotides. RefSeq names its product 5'-deoxynucleotidase HDDC2-like. The record is from RefSeq and is a predicted model, not a curated record. NCBI's taxonomy places the organism in Eukaryota, Viridiplantae, Streptophyta, Magnoliopsida, Vitales, Vitaceae. The transcript is spliced from 9 exons. Gene Ontology annotation, cellular component: cytoplasm. The coding region runs from base 55 to 828 and encodes 257 amino acids. Gene Ontology annotation, molecular function: 5'-deoxynucleotidase activity.